Messenger RNA from Rhododendron vialii, 306 nucleotides. RefSeq lists its product as uncharacterized. The record is from RefSeq and is a predicted model, not a curated record. The coding region runs from base 1 to 306 and encodes 101 amino acids. The transcript has 3 exons. NCBI's taxonomy places the organism in Eukaryota, Viridiplantae, Streptophyta, Magnoliopsida, Ericales, Ericaceae.
AUGGCGAUCACAUUUGGUGAUCCAUUGUCAUCAAAUGCGGUCAUCGUAUCAUUGUUGAAACGUGAAUAUGUAGUGCAUGGGGUGGAAUCAUGGUGGAGUGAUGGUGGCGGUGGCGGUGGCGACGGCAACGGCAAAAGCAAAGGCAAAGGCAAAGUGUUUUGUGGUGGUGGUGGUAGAGGUGAUAGUUGUAGUGGUGUCGGUAGUCAUGGUGGUAGUGGUGGCAGUGGAGUGUUUUUGGUAGUGGUAGUGGCGGGGGCAGAAUGUAUGAGGUGGUGGAGGAGUGAUGGUGAUAGUGGUGAUGGCUAA